GACUAGGCUAAUCCAUUGUAUUACACUAAAACAAGGCUAAUACAAUGGUUUAUACUAACCGUUGUAUUAGAUAUACUAUUCUGUUGUAUUAGAUGAGCUAAUCCAACGGAUUAUUCUUCUAACACAACGGAUAGUGUUCCCUAUUUUUUUAUUUUUUUUUUAAUUUUUCAGUUGGAGCUAAUCCAAUGGAUCAGCCCCAAAAAAUAAAAAAAGAAAAAAAUAAUAAGACCUAAUACAACGGAUGACUAAAAAAAAUCGGGAAAUGCUGAAAUAUUAGAGCCAAAAAUGAAAUUGAAACCCCAUUUCCCAAACUUCUCAAUCUUCCUUCGUUUUCCUCCCUCACCGCUGCUCCUUCCUUCGUUCUCCUUCCUCGCCGUUUCGUUCUGCAGUGCUCGAAUCUCUAUCUAAGAAGACGCUGCUUAAUUUCAUUUCACAACCGCUGAAUUCUCCAGGUUUUCUUCUCGAAUUCCUCCUCUUUUUCUUAAUUUCAUCUUUAAUGUUUGAUUUUUGCAUUUUGUUGUGAAAUUUUAGUUGAUUUUUUUUGUAGAAUUUUGUAGUGCUUUUGAAUUUUUGUGUGUUAAUUAAUCUGAAGAAUCAUGCUAUGAAGAAUUAGUUGAAUGUAAUAAUCAAGGAUUGACUUAGCUUGCUCCUUUGGCACCUAAUAUUUUCAUGCUGAGAAUUAUGGAGUCUUUGAGAUGAAGUUUCAGAGCUGUCAAAUUAUUUAUGUUUAGAACCUAUUCUUGACCCUUGAUUUAAUGAAAGAAGCUUAAGGUCACCCUUUGGAUCAGUUAAGUCGAUGGUUAUUAUUCUUAUUUAUUAUGUUCCUUGUCUUCCUUUCUUAGUAUAUUUUUCACAAUGAUUUUUGUUUUAUUUGAGCCCAAAAACAGGCUAAUUCAAAAUGUAAUUCACCAAACAUGUGAACUAACAUAUCGAAUUGUGAAAUAACUGAAAAGGCUCUUAGGAAAAUAGAAGAUAUUGGAACAUUGAGUGAGUAACAUAGACUUGUAAAUUUUUUCUUGUAUAUCGUUGUUGGCUCUAUUUGCUAAUCAGCAAAGAAAGUCAUUUGUAUGAAGCUGUUAUUUACUGGCCUAAUUUGGCAAACUAAAAUAUUAUUGUUUUGGUUAAUUAGUAAAUAAACUUUAACUUUUAGUGUACUAUUUAUGAUUAGUUUGUGUAGAACAGCUACUGGUGCAGAACCCAUUUUGAUAGUCUGAAAUAGGUGCUUCAUAAAAGAAGUGUUAAAGAAACAGAACUUUUUAGCAAUCAAGAUUCCUCACAACUCUCUUGAAUUCGCCUGGUAAGUGUUCACUCUUUCAUUUCAACCUUUUCAAAUUUGUAAUCAUGAUCAAGAUAAUAGGCAUUUCUUGGAAAAGGGGGUACAAUGCUAUAAAAUUGAUCAAAAUAUGAUUUUUAACCAUUUAUAUUUCAUUCUCAUGUCUUUAUCCAGGGAUAUUGGUUAUGUUCUAUUGCUUCAUUUCUUUGGAAUUAGCUGAGUAGUAUGGACUUUAAAAAUUGAAUUAAUUGGGUUGAAUAUAAAUCUAUAGAAUUCUAUUGUUUUCAUUAGUAGAAGAUUGGAACAUGGUUCUUUAUUUCUAUCUUGGAUAGUAAAUAACACAUUGAACUCUUUUUAUUGCUUUAUUAUGAUAGAAAGGAGAUAGCUCUGAAUCAAGCAGUAAUCCUGUAUUAAGAAACUGGUUUCAUAUGUAGUGCAUAUCCUUUGGAACCUAUUUACUCUGUUAAUUUCUAUUUUUACCCUAAGGAAUGAAGGUGGAACUAAGAAUUGGUGGAUGUUUGCCAAAUGGAGCGAUGAAUAUGAACAAGGAGUCGACGAAUAUGUCAAAAGGGCUUUUGCUAUUAAGUCUCAAGGAAAUCAAAUUUGUUGUCCCUAUCAAAUUUGUCAUUAUCGUUUUUGGCGGUGUGAAGGUGUGGUGAGAGACCAUCUAAUUUGUAAUGGUUUGUUCCAAGAUCGGAUAACUUAUCAGACUUAGGGUUCAAUAUCCAAAGAGAAGAAACUAUUUUGGAUAAUGAGGAAGGGUCAAUCCCAAAUGACUCUAGCGAUGACGUAGUGAGGUUGUUGCAUGAUGCACGUGAUGCUUUUAGAGAGGGGCCAAAUGAUGAAGCAAAAAAGUUUUUGAGGUUAGUUGAAGAAGGGCAAGAAGAAUUGUAUCCUGGUUCCAAAAAUCACUCAAAACUUUCCUUCAUGAUUCGACUUUUUAUUUUGAAGUGUGAUCAUAAUCUAACCAAUGCCGCAUUUGGAGAUAUAUUGGAGCUUAUAAGGGAGGUGUUGCCUGAUGCAAAGUUGCCAACUUCUUUCAAUGAAGCGAAAAGUGUGUUGAAAGUGUUGGGGUUGGAUUAUACAAAGAUUGAUGCAUGUCCAAACGAUUGCAUGAUAUAUUGGGAAGAGCAUGAAAAUGCAACAAGCUGCCAUGUUUGUAAAACACCAAGAUGGAAAUCAAAGGACAAAGAGGAUGACAUAGAAAAUGGUAAAGGAAAGACCUAUAGGAUUCCUCAAAAGAUUCUUAGGUACUUUCUGAUAAAGAAAAGGCUUCAACGACUAUUUAUGUGUCAAGAGACGGCGAGGUACAUGACUUGGCAUGCGGAUGGGCGUGAAAAUGAUCAUCUUUUACAUCAUCCAGCUGACGGUCAAGCUUGGAGGGAAUUUGAUUCCUUGUACAAAGAGUUUUCUGGUGACCCGCGCAAUGUGAGGCUAGGACUAGCCACAGAUGGCUUCAGCCCAUUCAACUCAAUGAGUAUUGUACAUAGUACUUAGCCAGUUAUGUUGAUCAAUUACAACUUGCCUCCUUAGAUGAUUAUGAAGCCUGAGUAUUUGAUGUUAGCACUACUAAUUCCGGGUCCUUCUUCCCCAGGCAAUGACCUUGACAUAUAUUUACAACCACUAAUGAAGGACUUUAAGGAUUUGUGGGAGUUCAGACUGGCAACUUAUGAUGCUUUGAGUAACCAGAGGUUUCACAUGCAUGUAGCAUUGAUGACUACCGUGAGUGAUUUUCCUGCUUACGCGAUGUUAUCUGGCUGGAGCACAAAAGGAUACUUGGCAUGCCCUGAGUGUCAUUAUGAAUUAGAUUCUGAGUGGUUGCCUUAUAGUGCUAAGAAUGUGUAUAGGGAAAAUCGUAAAUUUCUACCUCCAUUUCACCCUUAGCGUCGUGAUAAGAGGAAUUUUGAUGGGAAAGUUGAGGAAAGACAUCAACCUACUCCAUUGAAUGGAAUUGAUGUAGCUAAUCUGUUGCGUGAUUUUCCAAAUGAAUUUGGAAAGAAGCAAAAGAAACCAAGGCGUGUUGUUGAUGAUCCGAAUCCGUGGAAAAAGAGGGUCAUUUUCUUCUGAGUUACCAUAUUGGAAGCAUUGUCUUAAUCGUCACAACCUCGAUGUAAUGCAUAUUGAGAAAAAUGUCUUUGAUAGUGUCAUUGGGACAUUGUUAGACAUUUCUCAAAAGACCAAGGAUCAUGUGAGUGCUUGUCGAGAUUUGGUAGAGCUUAAUUUGAUGCCGGAGCUUCAACCAAGAGAAUUGGAAGAUGGUGGCGAAGAAUUUCCAAGAUCCCGCUUUUGGAUGUCAUUGGAGCAAAAACGUAAGUUCUGCCAAGUCUUCAAAAAUGCCAAACUUCCUCGAGGCUAUGCUUCUAACAUUGGUCGAUGUGUACAAGUUGGGGAAAGGAAAAUUGCAGGCUACAAAAGCCACGAUGCACAUUUUAUGAUGAAUUAUUUGCUCCCAAUUGCAGUGAAGACAACAUUAUCCAAAGAUGUCGAUACUCCUUUGAUUAGACUUUGUGCUUUUUUUAAAAGUAUAUGGAGUAAAAUUGUUGAUCCUCAACAUCUUGGAAAAUUGCAAUCUGAGAUAGUUGAAACAUUAUGCCUACUUGAGAGGAUUUUCCUACCUGCCUUUUUUGAUAUAAUGGUACAUCUACCUCUACACUUGGUGGGCCAAAUUAAGUUGGGUGGACCUGUAGGUUCAAGGUUUAUGUAUGGGAUUGAGAGGUAUCUUCAUGGACUGAAGCAAGAUGUUCGAAAUAAAGCUCGUCCAGAAGGCUCAAUGGCAGAAGGAUAUCUAGCCAAAGAAUGUGUUGCCUUUGUAGCUAGAUUUUUGAAAGGAUCAAACUCGGCCACACCUCAGGUUAAUGCUUGUAGUACAUCACAAUCAUUUCUUCCUAAGGUAGGACGUCCAAUAAAAGGGAAAGGAAGGACAUCAAAGAAAAAAGACCGUGAACACAUACUUGAUCACAAUCAAUGGGUACAAGCGCAUCGUUAUGUCUUGUUCAAUUGUGACUGCGAGGAAGUUGAGAAAUAUAUAAGUGAGCACAAGGAAUUUGUAAGCGCUAGAGGAAAAAGGAAAUGGAAUAGCGUUCAAGAUCACAGCAAGGAUUUUGUGGAUUGGUUUAGGGAGAAAGUUGAUUUCAUUGUUGAAGAGGGUCAAGACAACAUCCCUAACAAUAUCAUAUGUUAAUCAAAAGGGCCUUCUUACAUUGCUAAAAAGUAUACAGGGUAUUCAGUCAAUGGUUAUAGAUUCCAUACCAUGAAGCGCGAUGCUAAUUGUGUAACUCAAAAUAGUGGAGUCACUCUAACGGCCAUGACACAUAGCUUUGCGAGUUCCAAAGAUCAAAAUCCUAUUGAGGCUAAUGUCAAUUAUUAUGGUUCAAUAACAGACAUCAUUUCAAUAUCUUACCAUGGCUACUUCUGUGUCGUCUUAUUUAAGUGUGUGGUUUCACUCUGAAAAAGAUGAUGAUGAGCUUGUAAUGAUUAAUAUGUGUAAGACGAUUUCUAAAGAAGAACCAUUUAUCUUGGCAUCUCAAGCACAUCAAGUGUUUUAUGUUGAAGAUCUUAAUAGAGAUGGUUGGCAUUAUGCUGUUCAAAUCCCUCCUAGAGAGCUUUCUGAUGAUGAAGGGGAGUAAAGCAAAAGCUUCUGAUUCCCAAAGUCAGCUUCCAGACUAUGAGUUACAAAGGCUUCGAAAAUUGAAGCAUAAUGCUGAAAGAAUGUCAGCCCAAGGAUCGGGAUCCUUGGCGAAUAAGAUACUGCAACAAAAAACACGCGACAUACUUUGUUCGAGUAUGAGGCAGACAGAAGAUCCAUAUGAUGGCUCCUCAGAAGACUCUGAUAUGGAACAUGAUACUCUUGGUACUCGAAAAAGACAAGUAUGUGAAAAGGUCUCUUCUCAACAACAUCCAGUUCCCACACGGGAAAUUCAAAGGAAGCGGCAAGAACAGCAAUUGGGGUCAACAAAGGCAUCUGUGAAGAAAAGAGCGUUCUGUUCUCCUGGCUCAAUGUCAGCGUACCUCGAGUUUCGGAAACGACAAAAUGAUGAAGCGCUGAUGAUGAGCAGUGAGGUGCCUGAACAAGGCAAAAAUUAUGAUGAUGAGCAGCUGAAUGAGACCGCUGAUGCUCUUUAGGAAGAUUGUGAGGGCAAUGAAGCAGCGGACCGAGCAGUUGUAGCACAGUUUGGAAUGGAAGAAACAUCAAGUGAAUUGUCCUCGAAAAGGAAAAAACAACGAGGUCGAACAAUGCUCCAAAGAGUUUACGCACGUUCAAGAGAGGAGCGUCCUGUGAUUGUUCUGAACUCAUUAGGUCAGCUAGUUGGACCUACUAAGGAGAUUGUGUAAGAGUUUUAAGUUUUUUCCGGGAACGGUGGCAAGGGAUUCCGAACUUGCACCGCUUAACUACAGAAAUUUUCCAAGCCUACCAACACUUGAUAAGAUAUUGGAUUAUGUCCAGGGUUAAAUUGGGUGAUGGAUGCUGUAAAUAGUUGUUGGAAAUAUUAUAAAUACCAAAUCAAGAAGAAACACUUCUAUGCAUAUGAUACGGAUGAUUUAAGGUGGAAACAUAAACCAGAUACAAUCUCCGAUCAGAUGUUCCAAGAUCUUCUACAAUAUUGGCAUACCGAUGAGGCGAAGGCAAUUAGCCACAGCAACAAAGGCAAUCGUCUAAUGUUAGAUGAUAUGCACACUUUGGGACGCAAAUCAUAUGCUAUUUACGCCAUGAGUUGCAACAACAAGAUCCAGAGAAGAAAGAACCUUCUCAAGCAAAGGUUUACAAGGAAUCAAGAAAAAGAAGUGCUGAAAGGACAUACAUUAGCAGCUCUGAAAAAGCAAAAGAGAAUAUUGCCAAAAUUGAUGCUUUGGAGUCAGCAGAAUCACAAGAAGAUGGUAAUGUAUGCAAUGAACCUUACAAUGAAGUGAUUCCACGUCCUAGACGCAGAAGUCGUGUGCAUCUAUAUGGCUCGGGUGUGAAGAAGAGUGAUUUGAAGAAAAAAGAUACAAAGUCAAGUUUCAUACUCCCGGAGGAAUUCCUGGUAGGCAUAAAAGCACAAUUAGUCCAAGAAAUUUCACCUACCAUCACCACUGCAGUUUUGGAUUCGAUUCGCGAGGCGAACCCCGGGAUUAAUCUUGUGGUUCCUAGUACUCUGCAACAAUUGACUCCGCAUGAUGCAUCUAGUGCACCAAAUCGAAAUACUCCCCAAAGUGGACAAUCUUCAAAAUCAUUUAAUCAGGUGUUUGAUGACGAUGAGCUACCCCGGGAUGAAUGAAGUACGGACUAAUGUUGAUUUUAUGUAUCUAUUGCAAGUACUAAUUUUAUUUCAAACGAUUGUUAAUUAAUUAGUGAACUUUCAUUUAUUAUUAGUUAGUAUCGGCACUUCGUUUAUUUUGUAAAUAUACUAAUAUAAUUUAUAUACUAAUGCAAUGAAUAUAUUAUAUGCACUUC
This is a messenger RNA of Chenopodium quinoa (quinoa), 6704 nucleotides long. RefSeq lists its product as uncharacterized. Bases 3258 to 4454 code for a protein of 398 amino acids. The transcript has 10 exons. The record is from RefSeq and is a predicted model, not a curated record. NCBI's taxonomy places the organism in Eukaryota, Viridiplantae, Streptophyta, Magnoliopsida, Caryophyllales, Amaranthaceae.